Messenger RNA from Liolophura sinensis, 3945 nucleotides. RefSeq names its product speckle-type POZ protein B-like. Bases 225 to 1349 code for a protein of 374 amino acids. Gene Ontology annotation, molecular function: protein binding. The record is from RefSeq and is a predicted model, not a curated record. The transcript is spliced from 10 exons. NCBI's taxonomy places the organism in Eukaryota, Metazoa, Mollusca, Polyplacophora, Chitonida, Chitonidae.
CUGAAAAACGGGAAACUUGACUUGAACUUGUGAAAAGGGACUGCAAUUAUCUUGGAAUUUUACCUAAUAUUUGACAGCUAACCCCCAAAACGAUCCAUGACUACUUGGUAGGGUUUGUGAGGUUUGGUCUUAGCGAAAAAACCUCUAGAGAAAGAAGAAAUUUUUUUAAAGGUUAUUCAACAGUAUCAGCAACGGCUUGUCAGUCAUCUUCCUCGUCGGCCACAAUGGCGGUGUCGAGAGUGCCGACACCUCCGCCACCGGAGAUGUCGUGCCCUGUGGCCGAGAAUUGGUGCUACACGCAGGUCAAAGUUGUUAAAUUUUCAUAUAUAUGGACAAUAAACAACUUCAGCUUUUGUCGAGAAGAGAUGGGUGAAGUGUUAAAGAGUUCAACAUUUUCAGCUGGAGCAAAUGACAAAUUAAAAUGGUGUUUACGGGUUAAUCCAAAGGGGCUUGAUGAGGAGAGCAAAGAUUAUUUGUCAUUGUAUUUAUUGCUAGUUUCUUGUAACAAAAGUGAGGUUCGUGCAAAAUUCAAGUUUUCAAUACUGAAUGCCAAAAGGGAGGAAACAAAAGCCAUGGAGAGUCAAAGGGCCUAUAGGUUUGUUCAGGGCAAAGAUUGGGGGUUCAAAAAAUUCAUCCGUCGAGACUUUCUGAUGGAUGAAGCGAAUGGACUCUUGCCAGAUGACAAAUUAACAAUAUUUUGUGAAGUCAGUGUUGUAGGAGACACAAUUAAUGUCUCUGGUCAGUCUAACUGUACCCCAGUCAAAGUCCCAGAACUCCGGCUCAGCGAUGAUUUUGGAGGCUUGUUUGAGAGAACGUCUUUCAGUGAUGUGACGCUGUGUGUUCACGGCCGUGAGUUCCAGGCACACAAGGCUGUCUUAGGAGCACGAUCUCCUGUUUUCAAUGCUAUGUUUGAACACGAGAUGGAAGAACAGAUUAAGAAUAGGGUAGAAAUUCUGGAUGUUGACCAUGAAGUAAUGCGAGAGAUGUUGAGGUUUAUUUACACAGGGAAGGCCCCAAACUUAGAGAGGAUGGCAGAUGAUCUGCUGGCUGCUGCUGACAAGUAUGCCUUGGAGAGACUGAAGGUGAUGUGUGAAGAAGCCCUUUGCUCCAACCUGACCAUUGACAAUGUUUGUGAUGUGUUAGUUUUGGCAGAUUUACAUACUGCAGACCAGCUGAAAUCUCAUGCAAUUGAUUUUAUUAAUUGUCAUGCAACUGAUGUGAUGGAGACAUCAGGUUGGAAAUCCAUGAUAGUAAACCAUCCUCACCUAGUAGCUGAUGCGUUCCGGGCUCUGGCCAGCCAACAGAGUCCCCCACUGGGCCCACCCAGGAAGCGCGUCAAGCAAUCCUAGACGUCAUACCUCCAGCUUCCAAGAGCUGUUGAUAUACAGUGACUGUCUCUUCUUCCGAGUGACUCGUAGAGAUUUUCUCGCUGUUGUUAUCACUGUAGAGUAAGCUGUUGUGAUGUUAACACGAGAGUGGAAGACUGUGUUAUUCCUGGAACAUCAUUAUUCUAUUCUGAGUAAGACUGUGUUCAGUAGACAUCAGUGCAUCCCCCAGCAUGGACUACACACUGGAGUAAGCAAGCCAUGCCAUGUGGCAUGAAAUCAAGUUGUGCUGAUCAAGUGGUCUUACUACACGGUGGUGGUGAGAUUACAAAUGCGUACUGUUGUGUUGACAUGUUGGACAGUUGUGAGAAAACAAGAUUUGCAGAAUUACCAUUAAUGCGGAGCUGAAACUAUUUUUGGAAAUUUGCAGUUGGUUGCUGUAUUAAAGACCUAUAAGUACAGAUCACAUGACAGUGUGUGUAUCCUGCCAAACUCUUUGUUUGUUUGCAAAUUAUCUGAGCAAUGCUGAGACAUGGAUUAUUAUUGCUAAACGUAAUUGUAUGCCUGUUAUGAUGUAUCUCAAGGUUGACACACGCAUAGUACACCCCUAAUGAACACUAAAAACUAGCAAUGUCCAACUGCCAUUUUACAGCUCUCCUCCCUCAGCAAUGAUAUUUGUUACUUGUGUUAUUGUUCUUUCAUUCUCCAUUGCUGUUACCAUUAAUAUAUCUGUUGAUAAGCCAAACAGUCCACAUGGUAUGACUUUUGUACCAUUUUCUGCAGAUCUGCUGAAGAUUUUCAUUUCUAAAACUCUUUGGCAGUACACACGAAAUGUACAUAUGUUCCCUAUACAUGUAAAUAAUAGGUUUUCUGGAAGCCAGUGUUCGCAAACUGUUGUUCAUGGUGUUCCUAUCAUCAGAGCCCUUGGCCCUUCUUAUAGGAUUACCAGUACACCCAGUUAUUAGCCGCAGUUUGUGAUAAACUACAUACCUGUACAAAAUGUCUAUACACAUGCUAUGUUUUGCUAGCGUUACUCAUGUGAGCAGUUCACAUCUGAUGCAGUGCUAUCCCUGUGAUCUGAAUAGUCCUGUACAAAGUUAACAUGUAACAAACUAGGCACAGAACCAUACACUGUUCACAGCUUUGAGCUUUGAGGUAUCUUUCUGCUGCCAUGUAUAUGUACAUGCCCAUGUUUAUUAUAUGACUUUAAUUUAUUAAGAGAAAAUUAUUAUUGCUUUUGUGAAAUACUGUUAUUGUUCAGUGUAAUAUUGUAAAUAUGUUACCUUGCACAUUCUGAAAACCAAUGAUUUGUACCAUAAAGCCUAGGUUUCUUUGACAUGGAAUGUUAUGUCAGUAGAACUUUGAGAUGUUUGGUAUGGCAGAGUGAAAAUUAAAUGACCUAGAGGUAGAUUUCACAAUGAAGUUUCAUGCCAUGAGUAUGAUUGAAAAGUUGUGUGGAAACUUAACAUGUCGCACAGUCUGUAAAAUUCCCUCGAACAGCAGUCAGUAAUGUGAAUUAAAUAUAAAAAGAUAAGGUUGAGUGACUUGUUUGUAAAAUGUGCUUUGUUUAAUAUACUAGAAUGUACGUCUUAUGAGGAGGCCACAAUUCAAUUCCUAUUUGCCUGGCUUGUCAGUUAUGAUAGGGUAGCUAGCAAAAAUUUAUUCCUUCUUCCACCUGUAGGUCUUUCAUAUUACAACAAAAUACUGAACAUCGUCAGGUUCUCGUUAGAGUUAGAUCAAAAGAUAUGUCAUAAGCAUCUUGCAUAAACAAUGUUUAAGUUGCCUUAACAUGUAUGGUUUGGUUUCUGUUUUUAAGCUGUACAGGUGUGGCAGAAUCAUCUCUGACAUCAGUUUUUGACUUCUGUUGGCGAUAAUCAAAUGUACCAUAAUUUUGUAUUACAGACAUUUUUGUGUGACAAAUCUACAUACUCUGUACUUCAUUCUUGUUUUGUGGCUGCUUUUAUAGAUGUCAAUACAUGCUCCUCAACAGAAGUCACAUGGCGCACUAUCCUAUUGUGCCUGUCCAUAGUGUGGAAAGCAGUUAUGAUGUAAAGGGAAUGUUAAGAGUUGUGAAAUAUUUGUUUAUGGAUUUUUAUAACUUAAGCAUUAGUUAGAAGUCAGCAUCAUUAAAUUAGUUUUCCUGCAAAGAAAAAGAAACAAAAAAAAAAACCUAAGACAAAAUCGGGGCUGAUUCCACAAAGAACUUUUUGACUCGAGUCAAGAUUUAAAACUCUGUUCGAUGCUUAGGUUUUUGGUACUGGAAGUUGAAAUUUUGACUCAUUUGUCUUAAAAGAACAUUGAUGAGGCUUACAAAAUUUUAAUGUCUAAAACACAAAAUACGCUUUGAGAUUGUAUUUCAAAUUUUUCGAACAUGUAAGUCUGGUAUGGCUUUGUGGAAUUGCCCCCAGAUACUUGUCAUGGGGUGAGUUUCUAGUUUUCAUUUAAAACAUUCUUCUUCUGUAAUGAUCCAUAUGGCAAGUGUGAAAAUGGAAACGUGGACCUGACAUAGUAAAUGUGACUGGUGCAAGGUGGCUUUUUACUCUGCCUACUGGUGAAAGAGUGGCCACCAGUACCAUCACGUGUGGUACAUUACAGAGGACAACAGGAUAACAUGAACAUU